Messenger RNA from Anthostomella pinea, 798 nucleotides. The record is from the annotation of a GenBank genome assembly. NCBI's taxonomy places the organism in Eukaryota, Fungi, Ascomycota, Sordariomycetes, Xylariales, Xylariaceae.
AUGACUUCUCCGAUCGACCCCCAGACCAAGGUGUACACGCACAUCAACGGCCAACAGAACGACCUGUUCGACCGACUGGCCAUCUCAGAGCUGUGCAAGGGAUGGCCCGUCUACCGCGAUGCUUCUGAGUGGAAGAACUUCCGCUCCCUCUUCUGCGACGACGCCUACGUCUGGACCACCUGGAGCAAACGCCAGAGCAUCGACAACUUCAUCCAGGUGUCGAAAGCCGGCAAGGCCAACGGCGACUUCAUCAUGCAUCGCGAAUGCGGCACGCUGGUCGACCUCAACCCGUCGACCGGCCGCGCAGUCGGCAAGAUGAAGGCCACCAUCACGCAGCGGUUCAUCAUCGAGGGGGACGCGACCAAGGGCAUCGAGCCCGUCGUCUUCGACAUCGACUGCGACUGCCGCUUCCACUUCUUCUGCUUCCAGGAGCCGCACUCGACCGCGUGGAAGGUCAAGUACGUCAAGCUGAUCUACGACAAGGACAAGGUCCUCCCAGUCGACGGCAAGAACGUGCCCUCGUUCUCCAGGGAGGCCCUCGAGAGGUACCCGGAGGGCUACCGCUAUCUCGGCGCCGCACAGAAGAUGCUCGGACACGAGAUCGACGAGUUCCUGCCGACUAUCCAGGGCCAGGAGUCGGGACCUGCUCAUCGCUUGUGGAUUGACAUCUACGAGAAGAUGGGCCAGUGGCUGAGUGGGCAGGAGGAUGUUGAUCUGUCGUCUGUGGUUCACAACGGCUUCGCUAAUGGCAAGGCCCAUCGCAACGGCAACGGGCACCAGAACGGCUUUGGUCAUUGA